CGGCCGCUUUAUCGUUUUGUAGCCAGAAAAAUGAAUUUGGAACCGAUAAAUAAUGCUCUCUCCCAGUUGCGCGUGUUGCGAUCAAGUGUUGGACAGGUUUUCGAAUCGUUAGGCAAUGGCGUACGCGCUGAUCAUGGUGAAGAAGGCAAGGAACAGAAGUUUCUUCAGGAGCUGCAGGAGCUGCUUAACUCAGUUAAUGCCAACUUGAAAGAAUUUGAAUCAUGUGUUAGUGAUCUAACUCCGCCACAAGCUCCACUCAACCUGGCCAACUCGGCGUACCUGUCGUUGGAAACGAACCUCGAACGCCAAGCCUUGUAUCCGCAUCUGGUGCAGAGCUACAAAUGGCACGACAAGCUGCACGAAUACAGCACAUUUGCAUCGACCUUGCUGCAGCAGAAUUCACUGAAACGGUCCUACUACACAAACACCAAACGGCGUCGUUCGCUUCCAUCCAGCCAUCUGGCCACGCCGCAAAUGGUGGACAAUCUGAUCGGAAGUAUUCAUUACAACAACAUGAACCUGAAGAUCGUACGUCCGUUUAUGACGAACGCAAUAUUGCACAUUACUAUCGCCCGUGUUUUGCGAGCUGCGGUUAUUCUUAAAGGGUUGCUGAUUGAAUGGGUAACGGUGAAAGGAUACGAAGAAUCACUGCUAGAUGGUGUCGAUGAGCAUUGGACUGAGUCAAGGCAUCACGUUUUUCGCAAGGUUCAAGAUCACGCCCAUUCCGCAAUGCUGCACUUUUUCUCGCCCACGCUUCCGGAAUUGGCUAUCAGAAGUUUUAUUACUUGGUUCAGAAGCUAUGUAACGCUGUUUGCUGAUCCUUGUAAGAAAUGUGGGAAACAUCUGCACAAUACGCUUCCCCCGACCUGGAGAGACUUGCGAACCCUCGAGCCGUUCCAUGAAGAGUGCAAACAGUAAACCAAUAAUAUAAUUUAAAAAAAAACAUCUUUACAAGUAAUUCG
This is a messenger RNA of Anopheles coustani, 962 nucleotides long. RefSeq names its product mediator of RNA polymerase II transcription subunit 27 (gene MED27). Gene Ontology annotation, molecular function: transcription coactivator activity. The coding region runs from base 31 to 918 and encodes 295 amino acids. NCBI's taxonomy places the organism in Eukaryota, Metazoa, Arthropoda, Insecta, Diptera, Culicidae. The record is from RefSeq and is a predicted model, not a curated record. The transcript is spliced from 4 exons. Gene Ontology annotation, biological process: regulation of transcription by RNA polymerase II. Gene Ontology annotation, cellular component: mediator complex.